Messenger RNA from Aspergillus wentii DTO 134E9, 2589 nucleotides. Its product is annotated as putative Sin3 complex subunit (Stb2). The coding region runs from base 1 to 2589 and encodes 862 amino acids. The transcript has a single exon. The record is from RefSeq and is a predicted model, not a curated record. NCBI's taxonomy places the organism in Eukaryota, Fungi, Ascomycota, Eurotiomycetes, Eurotiales, Aspergillaceae. Gene Ontology annotation, cellular component: Sin3-type complex.
AUGCAGACAACCGCACAGGCUGCGCCUUCUGCGCCAAUUAAUCACGAACAUACGAACGCGCCGGUCAACCCCAAAGAGAACCCCUCUCCCAUUGUUAAUGGACCCAAUACAACCAAUGGAGGGUCUAACAUUCCACAUGGCCACCAAAAAUUUGUUUUCACAGACCCUGUCGCCCUCCGAUACCUCGAAGAGGACCCGUCGACGAUCGUAUUACAGCGGCGUGAAGAACUACAAGGCUAUGAGAUAUACAUUGUGGAACAAUGGGCUUGUUCAAGGACGCAUCCUACAUUUGUCAUAACAACUUUCACGGGGGAGGCUACACACAGAGUUUGGGUUGGCGUAUUGAGCGUUCCGACGGAUGAAACGCUGUGGUCACCUCGGCUGAAAUUAUACUUCAAUGCGGUGACCAAAUGCCAUGCCCGGAGGAAAGAGACGCCAAAGGGGGCUGUCAUAGUCACGGACUUGAGCACGUUUCCGUCCGCUCUUACUGUUAUCCCGGUACCUGGCGGUGAUAUCAAGCGGCACAGGGAGGAUUUCAUUGUUAAUGAGAACUUGAAAAGGCUAUGCUGCUCUGGUCGUGCUGGCUUGAAAUUGCAAGCACCCUCAGCAGCUACCGAAGCUAAAUUUUACCAACUCUACCGGACCAGUGAGAGAGUAAACCUAUACAGUGCGGUCAUGGAGUUGGUCAAACAAUGUCAGAUGGCUUUGAUGAUGUUUGGCAGGCUUGCCCCGGAGUACGUGGAUGGUUUGCUGUGCGAUGUAACCGAGGCAGCGAUAGGUGACUGGUGGGCAGACGUGGGGAUGGACCUUUAUAAUAUUGAACCAAGCGAUGGCGUACUUGGACCAACCACAGUGGCCGCUUUGCUGGGAACCCUGCUCGGUGCUCGAAAUCGACUUCACGCCUUCGGUGCCCCGGUCGGGAAAGACGCGUUCGAUAUUUCUAACCUCAAACGAGGAGUCUCGAGCUUCCAGAAGUCACAGAAGCUGAAGCGCUCAAGACGACUAGACCAGCCCACCUUAGCAAGGCUACAUCGAGUAACUGCGAAAGCAGCAAAUUCAGAGGGAUGGACUGAUGCUGUCAAGUCGACAAUGGCAGAGCUGAGCGGGCAAGGUGGUGAAAUGGUUAUGGGUAUGGUGCGGGGCCGAGAAAAGGGUGGAAUCGCUGAUAUCGAAACGCUUGAUAUCGACAACUUUGCGCACUUGGUCACGGGUGCGAGGGCCAAGUGGUUGUGGCUGGGUAAGCCACGCAAAAGCGGUAUUGGCGAUGGGUUUGCCAGUGAGCCACCAGCCGCAGAGAUGAUGUUCACCACAAAUGACCAAGGCGGUUAUAUGUGGACGAGUCGAAAACGACACUCGAAUGAAGAACUAGCUACCGACCGUUCCUUUCAAGGGCCGGAUCGAUCAUGGAAACAACCUGAGACCGCAACUAGUCUAGAUGAGAAGGACCAAAAUCUCAGCAGAAUGGUUCUCAAGGGUGUCAGUGGAAAAGUCUCAGAUGCGCGAAUUGGAUUUGGCAGGUUCAAAGAUGCAGUAGGACUGCCAAACCUACGCUCACAUCAUCACAAGCAGACAAAGGAUGGCGUCGAUUUUAUUGGCGAUGCUGCAUAUGUUCCUCCCAUUGACAGUGAAGCUGAGACGCCAGACAUGAAAAAUUUGUCCGAGCCUGGAAACCACAUCGAGAACGCUACUGGGAAUUAUGCCGAAACACGAGUUCAUGAUGAAGAAGCGCACACCGUUCCAUCAUUGAACACGCUUUUGCCAAAAUCUUCUGAUUCAAAACCACCGGAAAUUGUCGUCGACACUGUAGCGUCUCAAAAAGAUUCUGAGUCGCCACGUAAAGAGUCGACGGCUCGAACAGAGGACGAGGAGCAAGAUUUGGAGCUCUACAAGUCACGAUCAUCCGAAAUGUCAAGUGAUCGGGAAGAAGUCUCGGGGCUGGCUGUAAUGUCGCUGCGCCGACCGCAGAGUUGUGCCGACUUAAGCCUAGGGGAUGAUUCCCGGCGAAGGGACAAUUAUUGGCCUAGACAUCUAUCUUUCAGCACAGUCGAAGAAGUUGUACUUGGCUGGGAACGCCUGGAGGGUCAGAAGCCCGUUCAAGAGAAAGCUGGCGCCAGCUUAGAGGAAGCCAUCGCCCAUGAAGACAUAGCGGCCUCCGAUGCGCGUAUCUUCAGCUCCAGGAUUCUGGAACUCAGUGAAAACACAGUCCCUUGGGUCGAGCGGCAAGUUGGUGCUGUUGAUGGCCUAAACCAAAUUUUAUACGACCGCCACGAGGAAGUUAAUACGGUAUACUUGGAACGGCUCGAGGAAUACCAAAAACUCCGUGAGAGGUCCAGUGAUCUACUAACCCAGGAACACUCUUACUGCAUGGACAGCAUGAAAAAGGUGGAACUAAUGGGCGCAAAGCUGGACUACGAGCUUAAUGUCCUCGGGUCCAAAGUCGAAGACGUCGAAUCCGGCCUAGGGGAAUUCGAACGACACGUUAUAGAAAUAGAAACGCGGGUCCAGGCGCUGAUCCAAGGCGAAGAAGAGAAGCAGAGCACCUCUUGGCUCUCUUGGUUUGGCAGGCUGGCCGGGCUCUCUACGCAAUAA